Messenger RNA from Coregonus sp. 'balchen', 2074 nucleotides. The record is from the annotation of a GenBank genome assembly. NCBI's taxonomy places the organism in Eukaryota, Metazoa, Chordata, Actinopteri, Salmoniformes, Salmonidae.
UAUUUUCUUCAUACAGGGAGGCAAAUAAACAACAUGUUCGGUGUCAGAAGUGUUUAGAGUUUGGACACUGGACGUAUGAGUGCACUGGUAAACGAAAAUACCUUCACAGGCCAUCAAGGACAACAGAAAUGAAAAAGAAACUGAAAGAAAAUGAAAAUAAACAGGUCAACACCACAGGGUAAGUCAACCACAAGUAUUUAUUUGUUUUGGGUGAGUGCUGUCUUGCUAAGUCAGCUUGACAGUAGAUCACUUUUGAGUUCUGAAGAUGUUUUUAACACUGGAAAGUCACCUUGGUUGUGUCUAUUAGGGAGAUUGUUUUGGUCCUCUGUAGCUCAAUUGGUAGAGCAUGUCGCUUGUAACGCCAGGGUAGUGGGUUCGAUCCCCGGGACCACCCAUACGUAAAAAUGUAUGCGCACAUGACUGUAAGUCGCUUUGGAUAAAAUCGUCUGCUAAAUGGCAUAUUUACAUUUACAUUUUUAGUCAUUUAGCAGACGCUCUUAUCCAGAGCGACUUACAUGAGCAAUUAGGGUUAAGUGCCUUGCUCAAGGGCACAUCGACAGAUUUUUCACCUAGUCGGCUCGGGGAUUAGAACCAGCGACCUUUCGGUUACUGGCACAAUGCUCUUAACCACUAAGCUACCUGCUGCACUAUAGUAAAACGGAGAGGUAGGCCUACUACCUGAGCAUAUCCAAUAAGAAACACUGAUUUUCAUUUUCUAUUGCAGAACAUUUACCCUAAUGAACGUGACCCUGGUGUAUACCAUUUGAUGUCAGUUCAACUUUUGAAUAGGCUGAAUAGUCAUAAUUUUGAAGACUUCAAAUCAGUAUUUUAGGGGUACAAUGUACUGUAAUAGCCUGCCUGAGUUUACAGGAAUGGUUUGCUACACGGAUACAGCUGUAAUUAGUCUGUGACAGUAUUUACAAGGCUAGUGGUAGCUUAGCUUAGUGGGGCGGCAGGUAGCUUAGUGGUUAAGAGCGUUGUGCCAGUAACCGAAAGGUCGCUGGUUCUAAUCCCCGAGCCGACUAGGUGAAAAAUCUGUCUGUGCCCUUGAGCAAGGCACUUAACCCUAAUUGCUCCUGUAAGUCGCUCUGGAUAAGAGCGUCUGCUAAAUGUAAAUGUAGUACUCUAACCCAACUUCAUAAUUGUCUAGUACUGCCAUCUAGAGGAUAUACAGUAGAACUCCUCAUUUGGGAGUUAAUUUCCUCUGUAUAGUGAUUCAAUACAUUUACAUUUACGUAAUUUAGCAGACGCUCUUAUCAAGAGCGACUUACAGUUAAAUGGUGCAUACAUUUUUCAUAGUGUUACCGAGUUUCUUUUCACUUUUAAUUUCCCCUGGUUGGUUUUGAAUAAUCUUAGGAAUAUAGGCAUGUUGUUACUAACUAUUAUUUUUUAUUUAUUUUUAACUAUCUUAAUCUAUAUUCACUAUUCAGACCAGGAAAGGAAAGCUCCAAUGAGAAAAAAACAAAGAAGAAAAGGUAACUGUCACAGCGUCACUUUUUAGCUCUAACCCCCAUAAAAUGGUUCAAACAUUAUGAUGGUUGCAGAUAGAACUCAAAUGGCUAGAGCAUAGUCCAUACACCUUUCUAUUAUAUGCAAUAGAGAUCUAGGCUAUGCCUGCACUAUGCCUUCUGCAAUGUACUCACUAUUCUGCUUAUGUAAUAAUGGUUUUGUAUAUUGUGCCACUUGCUUUCAGGUCAAGGGAUGCAAGUAGUAGUAGUAGUAGUAGCAGCAGCGAUUCUUCAAGUGACUCAUCGUCUGACAGUAGUGACUCCUCAAGCUCUUCGUCGGACGACAGUGACAGCAGUAGUGACAGUGCUGACAGCUCUAGCUCCUCUUCCUCCAGCAGUUCAAGCAGCUCGGCCUCUGAUUCAUCAAAAGGCAGUGACUCAGAUCAAGGUCCUCCCAAGAAGAAAAAGAAAAAGAAAUGAAGAAGAUUGAGCUGUAUUCUGUUCCACCAUGACAUUAACCUGAGCUCCACUCUGAGCCUGUAGCUGUUCAGGAGCUGUCUUACAAAGUAUACGGUGUAAAUUGUAAUUAACGAGCAUUAGGUUUGGGUAGGUUACUUUCUAAAUGU